AUGGUUAUGGUAUCCGACGUUGAUCUACUAAAAAAAUAUUUUAUCCGCAACGGAGAUGUCUUUUCUGGUCGUUGGCAGAAUUUUAUAACCCACAUGUUUAUGGACGGACACAACGGAAUUAUUCAAAUACAGGGGGAUAAAUGGAGAGAACAGAGACGUUUUUCCCUUCACGUUCUUAGAGAUUUUGGUUUUGGGAGGACGGCGAUGGAAGAAAAAAUUAAGUUUGAAGUUCGUGCAUUAAUAACCCAUUUAAAUACAAAAUUCGAUUCUUCUAAGAAUAUAACAAGUGAAGCUUUUGAUGUUUCAAAACCUGUAGCUGUCUGUAUUGCUAAUAUUAUUAACAGUAUUCUGUUUAGCAGGACAUAUGCUCAUGUGUGGUAA
Meloidogyne enterolobii is the source of this 381-nucleotide messenger RNA. NCBI's taxonomy places the organism in Eukaryota, Metazoa, Nematoda, Chromadorea, Rhabditida, Meloidogynidae. The record is from the annotation of a GenBank genome assembly.